Messenger RNA from Leptosia nina, 975 nucleotides. Lineage: Eukaryota; Metazoa; Arthropoda; Insecta; Lepidoptera; Pieridae. The record is from the annotation of a GenBank genome assembly.
AUGUCGGGAUCGAGUAGUAGCACUUCUCCACCAACAUUAGCGUCUAUUAACGAUGUUAGUGCAUUGUUCCAGACAGCUAAAAAAUAUGAAGAAUUAAAUGUUAUCGGCACAGGAGCAUAUGGAACUGUUUACAAAGCGAGAGAUCUCCACAAUGGAGGUCAAAUAGUUGCAAUGAAGAAAGUCAAAGUAGCUUUAACUGAAGAUGGUAUACCUUUGUCUACAUUGAGAGAAAUAGCUCUGCUCAGACAAUUAGAAGCUUAUAGACAUCCAAAUAUAGUAAGAUUACUAGAUGUUUGUCAUGGUGGACAGUCAUUAGAGCGAGAAAGCCAAUUAGUCUUGUUCCUUGUCUUUGAGCAUGUAGAGCAGGACCUUGAGUCAUACUUGAAGAGAGCUCCAGGACCACUCAGCGAAAACAGAAUUAGGAGUAUGUCCUAUGAUAUUCUAUCUGGUACGGACUUUCUUCACUCACAUCGUAUUGUCCAUCGAGAUUUGAAACCACACAACCUACUUGUAACUUCUUCUGGUCGUGUCAAGUUAGCUGACUUUGGCCUCGCUAAAACCUAUGAUACAGACAUGAAACUCACCAGUGUGGUGGUCACAUUAUGGUACCGCCCUCCGGAAGUACUACUCGGAGUCUCCUACAAUACAGCUGUAGAUGUGUGGUCAUGCGCAUGUGUGCUAGCACAAUUACACACAAGAACUCCACUUCUACCUGGCUCCUGCGAUUCUGAACAGCUACAUUGUAUUUUUAGGUUAAUAGGCCGACCGCCACGUCACGAAUGGCCAGAAAAUGUGUCCAUCAUGGCGGACAGUUUUCCUGACUACCCUCCGCAAGAUCUUGCCAAUGUGUUACCUAGGAUUCAUCCUCAAGCCCUCGAUUUGAUAAAGGGUAUGUUAGUGUUUGAUCCAGCAAAGCGAUUAACGGCGUUAGAUUGUCUAGAACAUCCUUACUUCACAGAUGAACCGCUUACGUAA